Zea mays is the source of this 7703-nucleotide messenger RNA. RefSeq lists its product as uncharacterized. Lineage: Eukaryota; Viridiplantae; Streptophyta; Magnoliopsida; Poales; Poaceae. The record is from RefSeq and is a predicted model, not a curated record. The transcript has 7 exons. Gene Ontology annotation, molecular function: cysteine-type peptidase activity. Gene Ontology annotation, biological process: proteolysis. The coding region runs from base 289 to 1731 and encodes 480 amino acids.
AAGCGACCAUAUGGUUUGAAGGUCUUAACAAAUACAGCCUCCGAAAUCGUCACAUCUUCAAUAUCAACUACAAGAUUCUUCUCCAUCUGUUGUAUUCUUUCUUUGUCUUUAAUUUGGGCCCUGUUUUUGAUCUCAUCAUAAAAUAUAAAGAAGGAACGAUUCACAACAAUCUUCUUCAAUUUUUCCAUGAGCUUGAUUUCAAUUCUUCAAUUUUUCCAAGAGUUCAGACGAUGAUUAUGAGGACAAGUCUGAGGAGGAGGAGGAGGAGGGUCUAGUGAAAUCAAGCUCAUGGAAAAAUUGAAGAAGAUUGUUGCGAAUCGUUCCUUCUUUAUAUUUUAUGAUGAGAUCAAAAACAGGGCCCAAAUUAAAGACAAAGAAAGAAUACAACAGAUGGAGAAGAAUCUUGUAGUUGAUAUUGAAGAUGUGACGAUUUCGGAGGCUGUAUUUGUUAAGACCUUCAAACCAUAUGGUCGCUUGCAUACUUCGAUCAUUGAAACUCUGAUUCGCAUAUGGAAUAAAUCAUGGGAUGACAGGAUUAUGCUUUCACUUCUUGCUGUAGAGCAAAUACUCGGUAAGAGAAAAGAUUAUCUCGAAAGAGAACUUAAAGACUAUGACAAAGAGAAAAAGCACACGAUUUUUGUGCCUUUCAUUAUUGAUCAACACUGGUCCUUAGUUGUGGUGGAACCUGGGAGAGAAGUUAUAACUGUUCUUGAUUCCUUUUAUGAAUUGCGGCUGUGCGAAAAACGUCAUGAAAAUCUGAUGGCUCAACUGCAAAAAAAUCUUUAUCCUUUCAUAGGCCUGGAAAAUGCUACGCACCGAUUUAUUACACCACCAGUAGUUCAGAAGCAAAAUAACAGUCAUGAUUGUGGUUUUCAUAUGCUUCUGUACAUAAAGCGAUAUGAGGAUCAAAACUACCAUAACAUUAGUGAGGACGAAGUCAUCAUGUGCCGCAUAGAGACUGCGAUGUUGCUCCUUAACAAUGAAGACAACAAGUGCAGGGACAAAUUUACAGAGAGCCAUGCAAUAACGAAAGAGCAAAAGAAAGAAAAGGUGAGAGACAAAGUUGACGACAAGAAAGGAGAUAGAAAAGAUGAGAGUUCAGACGAUGAUUAUGAGGACAAGUCUGAGGAGGAGGAGGAGGAGGGGACAGGUGAUAAUGAGGAGAAGGGGAACAACAAUGGGGGCAAGGACAAGAAGAAGAAAUCUGGUGAUGAUGAGGAUGAAGAGGAGGACAAGGACAAGUCUGAGGAGGAGGAGGGGACAGAUGAUGAUGAGGAAUCAUUUGAGGGGGAGAAGGGGAACAACAAUGGGGGCAAGGAUAAGAAGAAGAAAUCAAAGACAAAGAAAAAGAAAACCAAUAUCAAGGACUCUUUGAAAAUUUCUGUAAGGAGUAAAAUGACAAAAGGCUACAAACCCUGCGAUUUCAAGAUAGCAGAUAAUUGGACCCAGAAUUUGGGUAAUAAAGAACUGCGACAGCAACUCUCGAGAAAGAUAGUUGACAAUAAAGAUUAUAAGAGUGUUCAGUUCAUGAGUCCUAAGAGUGACACUGCUCGUAGAGACACUGAUACAUGGAACUUAACGGGAAGCGAUAUUGCAAAAAGCUUUGUGGAUAAAACUCUUUGUGAAGACACGGUGGUGACGUUUUAUGUACAGUGUCUCAUGUAUGAUGAAGGUCAACUAGGAGCUGAUGAAAAAACUGUGUUUUCCACGGACACUUCAGAUCAUCUGUAAGGAUCUCCCAAAGACGUAGACCACGCAUGUGUAGACGCAUGCGAAGAACCCAAUCUCGAUAGUUGGUGCCAUUGAAAAGCACCGGACAUUGCAAGACGGGAAGACCACCAGACGAAGGAGUCAUGGAAUGCGACAUCCUGAUAGUCGAGGGCUAGAGCGUACAAGAAAAGUGACACAAGCAGCAACAACAUCUGUUCUUUUUUCUUUCCCCCUUUUUUUUCUUUUUUACCUUAUCCCUUCACACUGUGAGGGCCUCACACCUCACGGUCAAAAGGAAUCUAGCCAACCAAGGAGAUGGCUACACAGCAAGAUCUGACCCGCAGGAACACAGGCUCACGUGACAGCAGGAAUGGGAUGACAGGGACAAACGGAAAAAAGCAAGGCAACAGAUAUUGAUCGGCAAGAAGCAGACCAAGUUGAGACCGACGUCAGGAAACAACCGACCAAGUUGAGACCGGCGUUAGGAAUCUGCAUGUUGAUGAGAAAAACAACGUAGAACCUCCUUUCUAGCGGAAGAUCGGCGACCGAUCAGUCCCAUGCGCAACACAACCCGAGACAAACGCCACACUCCUAACGUCUCCUGAUUCCUUCGAUCUCUGGUCAGGAAAGAACAGCGAUAGAGCCAGUGACAAUCUUGGUGGAUGAGCAGGGCGACAGUGGCUAGGAAAAAACUAAUAACCCUAACCCUAAAAACUGGCUCUAUAUUCCAUGUUAUGAAUAUAGCUUGUAUUCAUUAUGAGGACUAUAGGCCCAAAUAUAUAGAGGUACAGGAGAUUACAAAUAUGCACAAAACCCUAAGGACACUUAUUCAAGAUGUCUUUUAUGGCAUCAUAAAUUUGCUUUGAUAGUGUAUUUUUUAGAACUUGUAGUUGUUAAUGUAUUUUUUCUAAAAAAAGUUGGUCAAAGUUAAGGAAGUUUAACUUAGGACAUAGCUGAAGUGGAGUACAAUUUGAAAUAGAGGGACUAUAAGACAGAUGGAAAUGGUCACACAAAAUUGUCAAAGAUAAUGUCGCUCGAUAGACACCCUAUUGUUGAGUCAUGUCCAUAGUUGUUAAGGCGUCGCCUAGGCGUUGGGCUUGGCUGCAAAUGACUGAGCCAAAUUGACCCUGGUCAUCUCUGCCUCAUGUCCUGAGGAAAAUCCGUGAUUUUUUAAAAAAUGACCCUGCAGUUUGAGGUCGGAAAUGGGGCCUCUACCCUCUUCUGGAGUGAUCGGUGGUUGGGAGGGCAGCGAAUAGUGGAUAUUGCUCUUUGCCUUCUGGAGACCAUUCCUAAGAAGAUUAACAAGAGGACAGUUUAGGAGGCGAUCAGAGAUAAUCUAUGGAUAAAUGACAUUAGCGGGAGUUUAUCAGUUGGAGCCCUUGCAGACUUUAUUCUCCUUUAGGACAUGGUUACUCAGGUUGAACUUCACAUAGAUAAAGAGGACAAGCAUAUCUUUCGGCUGGUUGCUAAUGGUAAAUAUUUGGCUAUAGCUGCCUAUGAGGGGCUUUUUCUUGGAUCUGUGCAGUUCGAGCCAUAUGAGAGGAUUUGGAAAACUUGGGCUCCACCAAAGUGUCGUUUCUUCUUGUGGCUGGCUGCUCUUAAGAAAUGUUGGACAACAGACAGACUUGAAAAGUGAGGCCUUGAUCACCUAUAAAGAUGCCCUCUUUGUGAUCAGGAAAGGGAUACAAUUGAUCAUUUACUUGUGGCUUGUGUCUUCUCUAGGGAAUGUUAAUUCCUCAUGCUUAGGCAAUUCGGGCUACAAGUUUUGGCACCGCAGCCAUCCAAUACAAAUUUUAUGGAGUGGUGGCAAGAAGUCAGUGAAGCUGUUCAUGGUCCUUUCGGAGAUGGUCUCAACUCUCUUAUUGUGCUAGGUGCUUGGGUGUUAUGGAAGAAUCAUAAAAAUAGAUGCAUCUUUGACGACCUCUCCCCGAAUACUGCUGUUGUCUUAAUUCAAGUUGGGGAGGAGCGUCGUCUGUGGGAGUCGUGGGGCCAAGGGACUGUCCUCCCUUGCUACCCCUUCCAGUUGUGGUCUAUAGUUCUUUUUUCUAGAUGAAUUAGUUUUUGUUUGUUACGUUUAGACCGCUGUAAGGCGUCUCUUGUACCUCGAUCUAUUUUGGACCUUGUUUCUUGCUCCUUUUAAUAUAAUGAUACACAACUCUCCUGCGUGUUUGAGUAAAAAGGCGUCCUCCUCGCCUUACUUCCGCAGCUAAGGCGAGUGGGUGAGGUUGCCAGCGGCUGACAGCUCCAGCACAGCGGCGGCGCUGGCGCAGGAGAGAGGGAGCCAACGGGGAAAGCGGAAGAAACGCCAGCGAGAGGGAGAGACUUGGGAGAGGCAAUUGGGAGGAGGGAGUCAGCUGGGAGUGAGGCGGCUGGGAGGAGGUAGAGGGUUGGGAGAGAGGAAGUGGGCUUAACCUAAUUUUGAUCGGUUAUUGGGCUAGUUAGGCUGAUUUGUAGGAUGACUGGACUGACUAGGCUAGUAUUUUUCUUUUCUCUAUCUUUUUCUCUUCUUUAUUAAUAUUUUUGUCCUAAAUACUUUCUCAAAUAUCAAUAGUUUCUUCUAUUUUUAACUAUAUUUAAGGCGUCACCUCACAUUACACAUUAUCGCUUAAAAGAUAGGUCAGCUGCCUUAUCUCUCCUUGCCGCCUUAACAACCAUGGUCAUGUCUCAAUACAUACCAAUACCCUUUUUUACUUUUUAUGUAUCUUGGUGGCUUCAUAUGUAACCUACCCAACUUGCAUGGGAUAAAAAGAGAGCCUAUUUUAUUGUUUUAUAUGUAUCUUGACAUCAUAUGCUCUCCUACUCUACUAGGAUCUGUAAAAAAACAUGACACCAGGUAUAUAGAGCAGAAUACUGCCGUUAGUGUUAGAAUAUUUGUAUGUGAAGUGUUACGGGCCUAGAGCUAGCCCAUGUAACCUACUAGGGUUGUCUAUUGUAAUAGUACAUCCCACUAGGGUUUUAACUCUCCAACAUGGUGUCCAGCCACAAUAUUUUUCCUUCUCUCCCAUAGCCGUUUGCCAGCAACCUGGGUUGUAGCCACCAUGGUCAGUGCCCCUCCUCCCCCUGUUGGAUCUCCCCCUCCUUUUCUUUCUCCUCUACCUUGUCGCAUGGUUUCGGUGCCUGCUAGGACUUCUUCCUCCCUCAACACUGUCCCCAUCCAUGACCCCCAGUUGCCGCCCGCCCCUACAACUGUGGAUGGCAGCCUACCCUCCGCUGGGCUAGGUGCCACUGGCCUGGUUGGUCUGACCUUGUCGUCCUGGCCUAAGCGUCGCGAGCUCGGCUGCCCUCGGCCAAGACGAUGUCGGUCUAUGUCUAGCCGCCAUACGCUUGGGCACGGUCCCACCCAUCCCGUGUACUCUAUAUUGCCCCGCAAGGCCUGUACCUGUCUAUCCUGACAUCAUGACGGCCCACUCCACCUUGGCUGCGACCCUCACUGCUACUGUGGCUGCUUCUCGAGAGUGUGAAUGUGUCCUCGCUUGAGAGCAUGAGCGCAUCGCUAUCGAUGUUCUCACCAGGCAGCUUACUGAGGCUGAGCACCAUUUGGCUGGCUCUCUCGACCUAGAUCCUCCGUCGGCAUACCCAGUGGUCAACCCCCACCACUUCUGCGUACGAGGCCGCCGUCAUCGCCAACCUUCAUGUAUAGACUCGAGCAGGCGCCUCGUGCCUGGUACAACCAUUUUGCCACAUACUUGCUCUCGCUUGGGUCCACUGAAGCAAAAUUAGAUACUUCAUUAUUAAUCUUCCACCAGAAUUCGGAGACAAUGUAUUUGUUGUUGUACGUGGAUGACAUCAUUCUCACGACGUCCUCCAUGGAGCUCCUACGUCACAAUAUUUCAGCCUUGCAAUGGGAGUUCUCAACGAAGGAUCUUGGUCCUCUUCAUCACUUUCUAGGAGUCAAUUCAAUGGCGUACCGGUGGUUCGUUUCUUACCCAACGUUAGUACACGCUUGACAUACUUGAGCGUGUUGGAAUGACUGAUUGUAAACCGUGCUCAACUCCGGUGGACGCUCAGGCGAAGCUCUUAGCAGCUUCCGGUCACUUUGUGCGUGACAUGACAUAGUACCACAACCUUGUUGGCGUGAUUUAGUACCCGACAUUCAUCUUCCCUGACAUCUCAUAUGAUAUCCAGUAGGUGUGUCUCCACAUGCAUGAUCCUCGGGAGUCUCACAUGACUGCUGUCAGGCGCAUCCUACGCUAUCUUUGAGGCACUAUUAACUACGGUCUUCUCCUUCGGCACUCUACUAUGAUUGAGCUAGAUGUCUACUAUGACGUUGAUUGGGCGAGUUGUCUCGACACCCGCUAGUCCAAAUUGGGCCAUGCAGUAUUCCUCGGUGACAAUCUCGUCUCUUGGUCGUCCAAGCGCCAACCCAAUGUCUCACGGUCUAGUGUUGAGGUUGAGUACAAAGUUGUUGCCAGUUAUGUUGCAGAAGCUUGUUAGUUGUGCCAACUCCUUCAGGAACUUUAUAGUCCGUUGGCCAAGAGCACCCUGGUCUAUUGCGAUAAUGUGAGUGCGGUCUACCUCUCCAAUCCAGUUCAACAUCAGUGCACGAAGCAUGUUGAGAUAGAUCUCCAUUUCGUCCAUAAGCGAGUUGCCAUCGGCGAUAUUUGAGUUCAUGUUCUGACGACCUCCCAAUUUGCUGAUAUCUUCAUAAAGGGACUGCCCUUUUGCUAGAGAAUUCUGGUUCCGCUUCCUAGGACUUGUUAACCUCCAGCCUUGGUGCCUCAGCCAGGUGAUUGUGUCUUCAUGGACUAGUGGAAAAAAGUCUCUGAGCAGGUGCAGGGCAUUGCAACGCAAGGCCUUAAUUUGUUAAUCAUCCUGGGAGCUUGGACCAUUUGGAACCACAGAAAUGGUUGUGUUUUUGAUAAGGCAAACCCCAAUAUGGAGACAACCAUCAGAAAAGCUAAGGAGAAAGGUGUCAUGUGGAAGAUGGCGGGGGACAGAAGUCUUUCCCUCCUCAUGGCGCCUAUUCCAGGGCUGUAGUAGAGGGCGAUUUUAUCUAGUUUAAUGGAUGGAGAUGCUUUCUUGUACUCUCGUUUUUUGGCCGCCAUGAAGUGGCUGUUUUGUACUCUGUGCUGGUCCUCUUUGGACCAACUUUUUAUUCCUCCUUAAUAUAAUGAUGCAGUUCAUGUGAAGGGGUUUCUUUAUUGGGUCAAUUGAGUUUGAGCCUUUUCAUAUAAUUUGGAAGACUUGGGCUCCUCCGAAAUCUAAGUUUUUCAUGUGGUUGGUCGCUCAUAAGAAGGUGUGGACAGCUGAUAGGUUGCAAAGAAGAGGUAUGGAUCAUCCGGAGAGAUGUCCAUUAUGUGAUCAGGAUCAGGAAACCUUAAAUCAUAUGCUGUUGGGCUGCGUUUUUGCUAGAGAAUUUUGGUUCAAGCUGCUUCUUCUUGUAAAUCUACAACACUUGGCCUAUCAGUCCUGUGAAGGGGUUUUUAUGGAUUGGUGGCAAGACUUGAGCACCAAGAUUCCUGGGGUUGCAAGAAAUGGUCUUAAUUCUCUUGUCAUUCUUGGUGUUUGGACCCUUUGGAAACAUCGCAAUGGCUGCGUUUUUGACAAUAAGAGUCCUAGUGUGGCUGUUGCUAUUAGAAGCAUUGGUUUGGAGAUUGAUCUUUGGGUUAUGGCUGGUGCAAAGAAGCUGUCCUUGCUUACUGCCCCCAUCCCAGGUCUACCUGUUAGCUAGAUAGCUAUAGUGCUGUUUUGGUAGCAGUGUUUUUUGUCAUGGAUGGUUUCAUUUAUGCUUGUUAUUGGCCGCCGUAGGGCGGCCUUAUUUGUAUCUUGGGGUCCUUUUGGACCUUUUUCCCCUUCUUAAUAUAUUUUCGCGCAGCUCUCCUGCGCUUUCGAGAAAAAAUAAUGAUGCAGUUCUCCUGCGAGUUCAAGAAAAAAAAUAAAGGGACUGCCCUCCACGGUGUUCUCAGAGUUGCGCUCUAGUCUUAAUGUCCUAGCUGACGCUUAGACUAGGGGGAGUGUUUUUCUCUUUGUACCAGUUUCAUUGUCCCAUUUCA